Molecule: messenger RNA, 2799 nt
Organism: Selaginella moellendorffii
Lineage: Eukaryota; Viridiplantae; Streptophyta; Lycopodiopsida; Selaginellales; Selaginellaceae
Product: pentatricopeptide repeat-containing protein At4g02750
Exons: 6
Coding region: 563-2725 (720 amino acids)
Molecular function (GO): protein binding
Source: RefSeq, a predicted model, not a curated record
AGAAUGUAGCGCCGAAGCCUCUCCGCAAGGGAAUCCAUCGCUGCUGGGCCUCCCGUCCAGGGGCAACUUCACCUCCGUCGUGCCAUCGUCAAGCCUGGGUGGCCUUCGUGUCUAUGUCUGCGAUAGUGAUCCUCGACCAGGCGUCCAGGUUGUCAAGACGGACUCGACCAACAUUCUCAUCCGCUCUUUGAUGCUCAAGAAGCCCAAGGAGCAGGAGGCGCAGGACAAGGCCAAGCAAGCCGACGCCCCCAAGAAGAAAAGGGCUGCUGCUGACAAGCCCGAGAGUAGCAAGUCGAGCAAGAAGAAGAAGGUGGAUACAGCAUCCGGCAGCGCUUCCUACGAAGGCUACACUGUGGAGAUGCUCAGGACCGCUUUGAAAGAGAAAGGACUGCCAGUCAAGGGAAGGAAGAGUGAUCUGAUUACGCGGCUCAAGAAAGCUUCGUCAGGAUAGCAGCAAAACGAGUACUUAUCAUAGCACACAAAGCUCUAGUUGAUUUUGUUGCAUGUAAAGGUUGAUGAGAUCCUCUACAGGCAGGCCUAAGAAAAUUACGAUGCUUACUUAAUGCCCUCCAGCACGCUCUCGUGUAAUCGUAUUAUUUCGGGGUUUGCCAGAAACGGGCAUCUGGAAAAUGCCAAGAGCCUCUUUGAUGCAAUGUUCGAUCGGGACGUGGUAUCUUGGAACUCGAUUCUGGGAGCUUACUCCCGACACGGUGCAACAUCUGAGGCUCGCGAGGUUUUCGGCAAGAUGCCUGCCACGGAUGGUUUCUCUUGGAGCUCGAUGCUCUCGGCAUUCGCCCAUACAGCUAGCAGGGACGAGGUGGGGGAGCUGUUCGACAAGCUCCCUGUCCGGGAGCUAAUCUCCUGGACGAGCAUGCUGCACUCCUGUGCCCGCGACGGUAGGCUGGAGGAGAUGCAAGCGGUGUUCUGGAGGUUUCCGUGCUGGGACGUGAUCUGCUGGAACGAAGUAAUCACCGCGUGUGCCCGUGAAGGGCACCUUUCUGAUGCUUUGGUCGCCUUCAACCAGAUGCCCGGGAGGAGCAGCGUGACGUGGAAUUUGCUGCUGCAAGCGUUUUGCCGUGCCUCGCAGCCGGACGUAGCGGCAGUGGCCUUCCACCGGAUGCCGCAGUGGAGCUUGGCGGCUUGGAACUCGGUGAUCCAAGGCGUCGGGUGCGAGUCACCGGCAACCAUGUUUGGGAGGAUGCCGCAGCGGGACAAGUACUCGUGGUAUGCGCUCAUCUGUGCCUGCUCCCGACGCUCAAGUCCCGACGACGCGUUGGAUGCGCUGCGGAGGAUGCCAUGGUGGGACGUGGCGGCAUGGAACAUGGUGAUGGCGGCUCUCACCAGCGGCCGCCGCGUGCGAGAGGCGACCGAGAUGUUCCACCACGGCAUUCCCGCCCGGGACGUGGUGACGUGGAACAUCAUGGUGAGAGCGCUGGCGUUGGAGGGCGCAGUGGCGGCGUUUGAGCGGAUGCCGCAGCACGACAUUGUGAGCUGGAACUCAAUGGUGCACGCGUAUGGGUUGGCCGGGGAGACCGGCAGUGCUGCACGGUUGCUCCAGCAGCUGGUUUGCUUCAGCCUUGCCGCCACAAACUCCGUCAUCGGUGCCUAUGGUCUGAAGGGACAAGUAGAAGAGGCGAGGCGGGUGUUUGACGCGAUGCUCCACAGGAACACCGUAUCUUGGAACUCCAUGGUUGCGGGCUACGUUCGUGCGGGACGGGUGGCAGAGGCCAAGCUGCUGUUCGAUGCGAUGCCGGACACAGCCAAGCGCGACGUCGUGUCCUGGAACACGAUGCUGCCAGCAUUCACCGUGACUGAGGAUGCUGCUGUGCUUGAGCUCGUCGAGGAGUGCUUCCGAAGGAUGCCAUUCACGUCACAGGCGUCGUGGAAUGCGAUGCUGCAUGCAUAUGCCUGUGGAGGUGUUACGCAGAGAGCCGAGCAGCUCUUUGAGCGCAUGCCCGAGAAGGACUCGGCGUCGUGGAGCGCGCUGGCAUCGGCCCGCCUGCUCAGUGGCAAGUGCCAGAGUGCCGCGAGCGUCGUCGGACUCAUGGACCUGGAUGGGUGCAAGCCGGACGCAGUGAGCUACAUCUCUGCGCUUGAGGCAUGCGGCAUGGCUUCGGAUCUAGCACAGGGGAGGAUUCUCCACGCCGAGAUUGUGGCUGCUGACGACCCGGCGCUGCAAGAUGGUGGAAAGGUGGCGACCGCACUGGUGAGCAUGUACAGCAGGUGUGCAGCGCUCGGGGAGGCGGUGGCUGCCUUCGACGGUAUGAGCAGCAAGAACCUUGUUUCGUGGACUGCGAUGGUGGCGGCUCUCGCGCAGAACGGAUUCAGCAGCCUGGCUCGGCUCGCGUUCUGGAGAAUGGAGCUCAACGGGUUCACGCCAGAUUCCAUCAGUUUCAUCAGCAUUCUGUCGGCUUGCAACCAUGCCGGGAGCGUGGAGCUCGGGUGGAGCCAUUUUGUGUCCAUGGUUGGCGACUAUGGGAUCCAGCCGGGGUUGGAUCACUAUGCAUGCGUUGUGGAUCUCCUGGGCCGAGCCGGCAACUUGGAAGACGCUCACGAGUUGAUGGACGCCAUGCCUUUCAUUCCCGGCCCCGAUUCUCGGACCAGCUUGCUGAGCGCAUGCCGGGGCCUCCCGGUGUCCAAAGUCCCAGAGUUCGUUCCACACGAGCAGGAGCUAGACGGAGGAGAAGAUGUCUUGUUCGUGGGAAUCCUUGCGGCGGCUGGUUAACAACAUCGAAUUACUCAAAUCCUUGUUAAAAAGAGAGGGCAGGGCAAUGGAUGAGUGAGCUGGAGCGCUAUGGC